AUGUCGCUGGAAGCGUUGCAGCAGACCGGCCCGAAACAUGCGACUGUGGAGCGCAAGUACAUCUGGAAGCAGAUGCUUUCCAUGCUUGAUCCUUUCACGAUUGCCGCUGCCAGCAUCCUGAGCCAUCGUGUGCGCACAUGGUGUGUUUCGAAGGAUGGAUUGCUGAAGGUCCCUUGCUUGAUUCUGAAUUAUGCGGCUUCGCAUGCAGACAUGCGUGUGAUCCACGCUCUGCCUGCCAUUGAGAAGGCAGAGCUGGUUGAGUUUGAGCUUUGGAAUAACGGAUGUGACAACGUCUGGGGCAACGAGGAAAUCCAUCUGCGGGAAACGGAUGAACCUACAAGCCAUGAGCAUUUCAGCGUGUGUUUGGGCUGGCUCUUUGGUGCCUUUCCGAAGCUCCGACGAGUGGCCAUCAUCGGAUUGCGAAACAGACUCCAGCUGGUACCUUUGUUGAGAAGCUUACGUCGCUGCCCCGCCCUGGAGGAGCUUUCCCUACAGGAUGCGGACUUCGAAGACGUGGCAAUGUGCGCAGCCUUCGAGGUGGUGCAGGCUCUGCCUGCCUUCCGAGGUCUCUGCAUCCUCCAUCUUGCAGUCAGGCCGGCUUUUGAUGGUAGCGAUAUUGAUCCGGAGUCUCAGACGCUGACAGCCCUGGCUGCAUGCUCCGUGUCCCUCCCAUCACUGCACACGCUUUGCUUAUGCUUGAGCUCCCGGGAAGCUGCGCGCCCAGGCUUUGUAGCUGCGUUGCAGAGAUGUAUCGAUGUCUUCCAUCUGCGCCAGCUCAGCUUAGCCGGCGACAGGUACUUAUCCGAGAGGCUUUCAGCAGUGACAUGGCCCUUCAAGUGCCGCCUGCUCUCACUGGCAGUUCCGCUGGAUGGGCGAAGCUUGUCGAUGCUAGCGACAUCCGUCUGCCAGAACCAGGUCGAAGGCCUGACUCUUCUGUCUCCAGCUGAAGGUCUCGAGGCCCCUGAGCUUCGAGAGUUCCUUACAAUCCUCGCAACUUCAACCUUGCAGUCCUUCACAUGGAGUUUCUGUGGUCUUUAUAUCUCGGGCCUCCAAAGUGAGUCCCGCAUCGCCGUGAGUGAGGGUCUGGGCCACUUGAUCUCAUUCUGCCCAUCUCUCAAGAAGCUGGUUGUCUUCCAUGACGAAAGAUAUCUGGAGCAGAGUCCCUGGCCGGAGCUGGCCAUCUUGGCAAACAUGGCGACCCAGCACGGUGUUUGCUUCCAAAGUCCGCAGGCGCAGCUGCGGAAGCAUGUGAGGCUCAGGCAGGUGUGGCUGAGACCUUCUGUCGGACACUCUCUUUGA
Molecule: messenger RNA, 1299 nt
Organism: Symbiodinium sp. CCMP2592
Lineage: Eukaryota; Dinophyceae; Suessiales; Symbiodiniaceae
Source: the annotation of a GenBank genome assembly